AUGCCACAUCCAAACUACACUUGCCGCACGGAUCCAUGUAGCGAUGCACUCUCCGACCCGAGUCACCACUCCAAAUUAGACGUCGCAACCCACCACCGUCACCGCCACCCCCCCCCCCCCCCCCCACCCCCGCCGUCCAUCUACUCGUGUCUACAGUCAAUGUCGCAUUGUGCCGUCGGUAAAUACGAAAAAACCGGCCCGGGCGGGGGAAUGAUACGGGAAAAAAAGCCAAGGGGUACAGUCGCGUCCGUAAAAAGUGCGGUCCGCGGCGCGGUGGCCGAUGGCGUUUUUACCGUGCCCUAUCGCCUCGAUGCGUGUGCACAUAUCUCCAUUGUCUCGUAUUGGCUCGUUCAUGCGAUCGUUUCACUGCACGACCUUCGGGUUCACCAUGCGAUGCACCCCGUUAUAUAUGUUAGACAGCACAAGGACUACAUUUUCCCCGCCACAAUCUUACGAUGCAGGAUU
This is a messenger RNA of Iphiclides podalirius (scarce swallowtail), 465 nucleotides long. The record is from the annotation of a GenBank genome assembly. Lineage: Eukaryota; Metazoa; Arthropoda; Insecta; Lepidoptera; Papilionidae.